UUUUUUAUAGUUAAAAAUGACAGCAGUCACACGAUAGGAGUUGAAUUUGGAUCCAAAAUAAUUAACGUCGCUGGAAAGUCUGUGAAACUUCAAAUAUGGGAUACAGCCGGCCAGGAAAGAUUCAGGUCGGUGACUCGUAGCUACUACCGUGGCGCGGCCGGUGCACUGCUUGUGUUUGACAUGACCAAUCGCGAGACGUUCAACGCACUGGCCAACUGGUUGUCGGAUGCGCGCGCACUUGCCAGUCCCAACAUUUGCAUCCUGCUAGUCGGCAACAAGAAGGACCUCGAAGCCGAACGCGAGGUCACCUUCCUAGAGGCCAGCCAGUUUGCGCAGGAGAAUG
Messenger RNA from Nilaparvata lugens (brown planthopper), 343 nucleotides. RefSeq names its product ras-related protein Rab-4B-like. Gene Ontology annotation, biological process: regulation of endocytosis. NCBI's taxonomy places the organism in Eukaryota, Metazoa, Arthropoda, Insecta, Hemiptera, Delphacidae. The record is from RefSeq and is a predicted model, not a curated record. The transcript has 2 exons. Gene Ontology annotation, cellular component: endosome. The annotation marks the transcript as partial. Gene Ontology annotation, molecular function: GTP binding; GTPase activity.